AUGAAACAACUUACACUUAUCAUUAUUUUCACUACCAUUGUUAUUUCAGCAAUCGCAAUAUCACUUAUUGCUUACUUUGUACAGCAUUCUAAAACACAUGAAGUUGCACCAAUUAGUACAUUGAACACAACAACAAUCUCUAAUGGUAGUAAUAAUAGUCAAUCAACAAAUAGUUUUACUACAAAAACAAAUCAAUUCAGCAAUCCAACAACAAGUACAUCAUACUCAGUAAAAGACUCGACGUCUAGUAUAUCGACAUAUACACCGGUAACGGCCUCAACAAAGAAUGCUCAAAGCCAAACAGCUAUUGUAUCUUCCACAUCACUUACAGAUUUGACAAGUAAUAAUAAUGUGUUGUCUGAAACUAUGACAACAGAGAAUUCUAAAUUUCCAUCAACAAUAUUGAGUACGGGUCAUUCUCAGUCGUUACUAACAAGUAUAAUUACGGGUAGUUCUCAGACAUCAACUCCAACCAUUACAACAGAUUAUUCAACAAGCAGCUCGUAUCUAAUCAGUUCAAGUGACAGCAGUGCACAAUCAACAACAGUUUCCAUGAGUGUAACAACAACAACAGUGAAGACAGAUAUGUCAACAACGAUAGGAAUAACCAGUACGCAAGUUACAAAUAAUCCAUCAUCUAUGCAAAUCACUAGCACAAUGAUGAAUAACAACAUUCAAACAUCGACUUCUAAUCAAUCAGCCUUUUGGAAUAUAGAUAUGCCGCUUAACUACGGACGAUCUAAGUUUGCAAGUACAUUAUUAGCAAAUGGACAAUUUCUUGUAACUGGAGGUCUCGUUAAUUCCAGUACAAGAAUUUCACAGGCUGAAGUUUAUACAUCAACCGGAUGGCUACCUGUAGCUUCGAUGAUAGCAACACGUGCUACCCAUACUGUUACUGCUUUUGCAAAUAAUACUAAAGUAUUAGUUGCUGGUAGUGACACUUCAUCCAAUUUACAUACUGCCGAAGUAUAUGAUAUUGUAAGAAAUACAUGGAACUUAAUAGCAAACAAUCUGUCAGGUAAUCGUGAUUCACACACAGCUACACUACUUGCAAAUGGACAAAUACUCAUUGCAGGCGGAUGGAGCAUUUCACAUAUAAGUACAUCUGCAGUCGAGCUUUAUAUUCCAUCAUCAAACUCAUUUAUUAACACAACUAAUAUGAAUAUAGCACGAUCUUAUUUUACAAGUACGCUUUUUAGUGAUGGAUUUACUGUACUUGUUACAGGAGGUAUUAAUGCUAGUAGUUCUCUCGUUUCAACAGCAGAACUUUAUAUUAAUGGCUCUUGGAUUCUCUUAGCCAGUAAUAUGAAUCAAAGUCGAGCUUAUCAUGCUGCUGUAUUAUUAAAUGAUGGAACUGUAUUAAUUGCAGGUGGAGGUGACGGUACAUCAAAUUCAUUCUUAACUGCUGAGAUUUAUAAUCCAAUAUCACAAACGUUUACAACUGUUGGAUCAAUGCAGUAUCGUCGAGGAUUAUUAACACUUACACUUCUACCAUCAGGUAAAGUAUUAGCAGUUGGUGGUGCUGAUUGGACAACAACUACAUAUCCACUCGUAUGUGAAUUAUAUGAUCCUGUAACAAGAAGUUGGUCAAGUACACUGAUGUUAAAUCAUGGAAGAAAUUAUCAUCAAACUGUUUUAUUAAAUAAUUUUGUAUUAACUACUGGUGGUUAUGAUGGAAACAAUAAUAGAAUUACUAUUACUGAAAAAUAUAAUUUAUGA
Adineta steineri is the source of this 1719-nucleotide messenger RNA. The record is from the annotation of a GenBank genome assembly. NCBI's taxonomy places the organism in Eukaryota, Metazoa, Rotifera, Eurotatoria, Adinetida, Adinetidae.